GAUUGGAGCAGCAAAAAUACCGGCUGCAGCAUGUUGCAAUUUACCGUCAGUUUUUCAGUAUCGGUCGGACUACUGGCACUACUAUGGCCAGGCUGCAUUGCGCGCCUCGCCUUUGUCUCAGAUAAAGCAACGGCCAAAAGCCCCAGUUCGUCACAGCCAUCGCCAGCCGAUGCCAAGGCGGCAGUCUGCCAGACCCCAGCCUGCAAGGAGAUAGCCGAAAAAGUUCUCAGUCGGAUUAAUGCCAGUGUCAAUCCAUGCGACGAUUUCUACCAGUUUAGCUGCGGCAAAUGGAUGAAAGCGCAGAAAGGCGAAGCGAGCGAGUUCUUGAAAUUAAACGACAAAACCCGAGCCGUCCUCAAAAAGCUUCUUAAUGGAGAUGUGAAAUCCGCCGGUCCAGUGUUUGAAGCCGAAAAAAAGAUGAAAGACCUGUACAAGCAGUGCAUCAACACAGCUGAAAUCGAAAAGCUGCGAGGCACUCCUAUCGUCAACAUCCUGAACGAGAUCAGCGGCGGCUGGCCGAUGAUUACGCCAGACUGGGAUGCAUCCAAGUUCAACGUGUUCGACGUGCUGGUUAAAACCCACUUUUUUGGCAGUGAUGCCUUCUUUUCGGUUAGCGUUAAUGUGGAUGUGGAACAGCCGACAAUCAACCGGGUUCUGUUGGAUACCAUGACACCAUUCGCCGACACUGACGUUCUGCUUGAUGAUGAGGAGGCAGAACCGUUCACCCGAACGUUUAAGAAUGGUAUCACAAAGGCCACGAAAUUAUUACAGCGCGACAUUAAACAACCUCAGGAUGUGGCGAAAUUGUCGCACAAUAUCACGGAUAUCGUGCAGCUAGAACUGUUUCUGGGAAAGCAACGGUUGACCGGGGAGGAGAUGAACAACGACACUAUCUAUCUCAACAAAUUCUCCCUGAAAACCUUCAAGAACCAUCACAAAUUUAAGUCCGCCAUCUUGCGCAACAUCACCGGGUAUUUGCAAGCGUACUUCGCCGUGGCCAACCGGUCAGAAGUCAUCACCGAUGACACUAUCGUCAUUGUGCCGACCUUGCGCUACUGGAAUAAACUGGAUGACAAACUGGUCGCGCUCGAGAAGCUGGAAGCGGAGGGUCGCCGCCGCAUGGCUAACUACGUUGGCUAUAAACUCCUCUACACUGUACUGAAGUAUCUGUCCAAGGAAUAUCAGAGCUUGGUCGGCUUUUCCUCCAGCAGUGUCCAGGACACAUGCCUGGAUGUCAUUAAGAGCACCAUGCCGCUGGUUUUGGGCACGCUGUACGCCCGGGAUGUUGUACCCAAAGAUCUGAAGCAGAAUGCAACGUUGAUGGUCAACGACAUUCAUGCCGGUUUCAAAGAGCUUUUCGAUGCCGCCAAAUGGAUUGACAAACCGACGUAUGAUGCAGCCGUAAAGAAGUUGGCGGCCGUCCAAGAGAUCGCCGCCUACCCUGACAUCAUGCUGACCAAUACGUCGGCUAUUGAUUCUUACUUCACCACGAUGACGAUCCAGCCGACCUUCUUGAGCAGUAUUCUGGAGAUGCAGAAAAACAAUAUCAUCCGCGACUUGCAGUCCAUCACAAAGCCCAAUCUUCGUUACGAUCCGCUGAAGGACACUGAAGACAUUACAAACAUCAACGCAUACUACUCAGCAGGGAAGAAUCAGCUGAUCAUUCUGGCGGGCAUUCUGGACGUUCCCUUUUUCAAGGCGGAGGCGCCGCAGUACCUUAAUUACGGCGCUAUUGGCUACUACAUCGGACACGAGGUGACGCACGGGUUCGAUGAUACUGGCGCCAACUAUGACUCCGAGGGCGUUCGUCGUCUGCGGUGGAGCAACAAGACGCUGGCAGAGUAUACAAAGCGCGCUAGAGGCAUCCUCAAACAGUACAAUCAGUACAGAAUGCCCACGGGAAAGGUCAACGGGCAGUUGACACUGGGGGAGAAUAUUGCCGAUAAUGGUGGUCUCCGAGCAGCGCUUAAGGGAUACACCCGCUACUUGGCGCGCCUCAAUACCAAAGAAACUGUGCCGUCGGGUUUGGAGAAUUAUACUCCCCUGCAACUGUUUUUCCUUUCCGCCGCGCAGAUAUGGUGUUUCAAGACCACUCCGGACAGGGAGCGAACUUAUCUGCUUACCGAUGAGCAUGCGCCCAAUAAAUGGCGCGUCAACGGUCCCAUGUCCAACAUGCCGGAAUUCGCACAAACCUGCAACUGCCCGCUGGGAAGCAAAAUGAAUCCCAAGACAAAGAAUGGUGUGUGGUAACUUGGCAAAGCAGUUUUCCCUUCUUUAAAUGGACCAUGCCAUUAGAACACCAUGCAAAUCGCUGCUGCAACAGUUUAAAACAUGCAAAACAAAAAAAAACAAUAGAUAAUGGAAUCGAAAGUGAACGAUUUUCUGAAAUUGUUUGACGUAUGC
Molecule: messenger RNA, 2403 nt
Organism: Paramacrobiotus metropolitanus
Lineage: Eukaryota; Metazoa; Tardigrada; Eutardigrada; Parachela; Macrobiotidae
Product: neprilysin-11-like
Exons: 10
Coding region: 31-2250 (739 amino acids)
Biological process (GO): protein processing
Cellular component (GO): plasma membrane
Molecular function (GO): metalloendopeptidase activity
Source: RefSeq, a predicted model, not a curated record